Messenger RNA from Oncorhynchus tshawytscha (Chinook salmon), 2078 nucleotides. RefSeq lists its product as uncharacterized. The record is from RefSeq and is a predicted model, not a curated record. Lineage: Eukaryota; Metazoa; Chordata; Actinopteri; Salmoniformes; Salmonidae. Bases 639 to 1973 code for a protein of 444 amino acids. The transcript has 3 exons.
CACUCAGCUGUUCUGUAUAAAAGACCAUCCCUGGCUGUAGGGAGAAGCAGACAGACAAAGAGGAGGGAGAGACAGACUUCAUCACUGACUCCAGAUCUGAGGAGAAACUCAUCUGAAGAACAGCUCACACCAAUGUAAAGAGGUGACUGUGAUCUCCUCAGACCAAUUGGCAGAACAGCCCUGUUCUGGCAUCACAAACAGGAUGAUUGAUUCUGCAAAUCCUAUGGGAAGGCGUGAGGGAAUUUCUCAUCUGAUAAAGAGACGACUAGGACCCGCCCAGACCAUAGGAGACAUAUCAUAAGUGAACAAUAGAGGGACACAUCUACUGACUUUUCAAACAGGUUGUCCCUGCAAAGAACAGAGGAAGACAUUGUAGAGAAUUGAGUCCCCCUUAACAGUGUUCUUAGGACUCUUUUCCCACGGGUGAAGGCGUCUUUGCCGAACCUAGCCGGUGGAGCCGAACUCUGUUUGAACCCAGGUGAUUCCGUGGUGGUCAAAGACUUUCAGGAGAAAGAGUUGGAACGACCCCCGUCGAUAUCAAGUUCUUCAAGACCACCCCCCCACUGCGGUGAAGGUUGCUGAGAGAGAUACCUGGAUCCACGCGUCGCACUGCAGACGAGCUCCUGAUCCAGGAGAAGAUGAGGCCUCACCAGUCCCGGCGGUGUCGUGCAGCCCUCCUCUGCUUUAGCACAGGAAUGCUAAUAGGAACAGUAGGCUGUCUUCUUGUAGGAAACCUGACAGAGGGUCAAAUGAGUCCUGAGCCGAAGGGGCAAACACAGGCCUGGAGUAGUGGCCCAGAAGUAGAUGGUCACCGUAGAAGGAGAGCCCUGCUGGGCCCUCACAACCAUGAGGACAAUUUGUUCUUAUCUAGAGCACAAAUGGUUGCCAACCUGACAUCCAAAGGAAAUGACUGUUGGGUGUGUGGGUUGAGUCCGGUGAAGGUAGGGGCAGGCUUCCCCCUUGUAGGAGUCCCGAUAGGGGUGAACUUUACCAUAGCAUUGGCAGGAAAAAUACCUUUUUACACUAUGACCAACAAUGUUAAGGUAUAUAAUCAACCCAAUGUAUUCUGUUAUGUGAGACCUGAUCAUGUUUCACUCCCACCCAUUUCAGUGGCUGGGGUGACGACUGCCCCUUGGUGUAUUAGAGGAUAUGGAGAUCACUAUUUGGGGGAAUUUAAAUGUAAUUGUACAAUGAACAUUAAUGGAUCAAAUGCUUGCAAUUUAAAGGUGAUACAGGAGAAUGGUCAGGUUGAUAAGGAACCGUUUACAAUUUGGUUUGACAAACAUAGAACAACUCGGAGAGGAGCCCCUAAUGGCACCUACUGGUUGUGUGGUAAGAUGGCUUACCAUAGCCUUCCCCUGAACUGGGGAGGUACUUGUACUGUUGGGUUUGUGGUGACAGCAAUGAGAACCGUUCCAAACAAUGACCAGAAUCUGAAGGCUCUCUUUAGAGACUACAAACCUCCUGGAAUGAGGAGAGAUAAGAGGUCUCUGGCUGACGUCACUCACACUCAGGCACCUGCCUCCAGGUUCUUUGACGGGUUUUUCCCUGGGUAUGGAGUUGCAGGUGCCCAAGACCAAAUUCGUGAUAUCUCUAGACACGUGGAGAAAAUUGGCAAUGCUACUCGAAAUGCCCUGGAACAAUUGAAUGGGGAACUAAAAGAAUUGGCUGAAAUGACUCUUCAAAACAGAGAGGCUAUUGACUAUCUUUUGGCAGCUCAAGGGGGCACUUGUGCAAUCAUCGGCGAUGAAUGUUGUACUUUUGUCCCAGGUCGCUCUUCUAAUGUGACUGAUCUUGCCCAAUACAUUGCCACUGUUGCUAAAAAUAAUUCCCCACAACUAGAGCGGACGCUUGCAACUUGGUUGGAAUCCCUGUUGGGAAGUUGGGGAUCUCAUAUUGACCAAUGGGCUGCAGCGUGUGUUUUUUGCUUAGUCUGCAUAAUUGUAUUAUUAACAUGCUGUAAGGCUAUCUAACAGGCUGUAAGGCUAUCUAACAUGCUGUAAGGCUAUCUAACAGUCCGUAAGGCUAUCUAACAGGCCGUAAGGCUAUCUAACAGUCUGUAAGGCUAUCUAACAGUC